GCUUCCGUACUUUCGGCUGUUGAACAGUUGUUGCUAGGCAACCCAGAUUUGGCCACAACAAUGGCGGAUAAAAGUUGUAAGAAAAAGGCAAAAGCAGUCAUUUCGCAGACCAAGAAGCGUCCGCCACCCAGUACAGCUGAGAGCUCCAAGAAGGUGGAGGCGAAACCAAAGGAAACAUGUAACUCGAGUCCAACAAAAACACAAAUUGAUGACAUUUUUGCCAAGGAGGAGCAGUACAAGCUGUUAAAUGCGGAGCUUGAAGCCAAAACAUCAGAGCUGGUCAGACAAGCAGAGCAACUCAUGAGAGAACAAAAUGAAGUUCUGUCAUAUCCUCUCUCUAAUGAACUCACCUUGGAAACGGGGGAUGGAGAUGGUGUCAGCAGAAACUCAAAAUCUCAACCAAAAGCUGUGCAGGAUCCUGGAAUGAAGAAGGUGAGCAAAAAAAGGGUCCCAUCACCAACACAGAGUAAGCAUGCUGGGAAACAAGGAAAGAAGCCCCAAUGUAAAACAGUCACAUCGAAGGACUCGCAUGACGACGAAGCUCUAUUGGAUGAAACUGAUCUGUUCUUAGCAAAGACUAUUCUGGGCCUGGAGGAGAUGGAGUCUGUUCAGGACAACGUAGUGGACGAUGCUGAAGAUCAUGGAGGAUCAGCUGUUUCUGAUGUUCAAACACGAGUGUUGAAGGCAAAGCUUCGAAUUAUGCAAGAAGAGAUCGACAUGCUUUCUUGUGAUUAUCAUAAGAAGGAAGACGAAAAUUCAAAGCUGGCUGCAAAAAUUAAAGAGCUUGAGGAGGACAGAGUCCGGCUGCAGAGGACCAUCAACAUCCAGCAAACACAGACUGAGAAGCAGAAAGCCUUAGCUGAAGAGUCGGCCAGAAAAUGUGACGAUCUCCAGCUGCAAGUGUCUGCGUUGAGCAAGGAAGUAGAAACUCUGACUAGAUCCCAAAAGCAAGCGGCGCUCGUCCACAGCACCGUGGAGGUUCGUCUGAACAGAGCUGUGGAGGAGGUGGAGAAGUUGAAGUCUCAGCUCGCCAAGACAAAACAGAUAAACAAGGACAAAAUCAGUGAGGAACAGCAAAGUAAAGAAAAUCUUCUGGCUGAAAACCAGACUCUUAAGAAGCAGAAAACGGAACUUAUUGCUGGUUUCAAGAAACAACUGAAGUUGAUCGAUAUUCUCAAAAGACAAAAGAUGCACUUUGAAGCUGCAAAGCUGCUGUCCUUCGCAGAAGAGGAAUUCAUGAAAGCUCUGGACUGGGGGAAGUCAUGAACAUGGAGAUAUGCACAAUUUAUUUAAUUAUUUUUAUGUUUUUUUGUUUGUUUGUUGUUUUUUUUUUUAAGAAAAACACUUCCAGCAGGCUCCUUUUAGAGAUGUUUCUAUGUUUUGUGUUGUGAACUGUGUAGAUUGAUUAGUUCACUGUAACUUGUUGUCUCUUGAGAUGUAUUUUACGAAUUUAAUAAAGGUUAACAGUCUAAAUCUAAAUAAACUUUUAAA
This is a messenger RNA of Gambusia affinis (western mosquitofish), 1491 nucleotides long. RefSeq names its product testis-expressed protein 9-like. Bases 61 to 1266 code for a protein of 401 amino acids. The record is from RefSeq and is a predicted model, not a curated record. NCBI's taxonomy places the organism in Eukaryota, Metazoa, Chordata, Actinopteri, Cyprinodontiformes, Poeciliidae. The transcript has 12 exons.